Messenger RNA from Stylonychia lemnae, 585 nucleotides. The record is from the annotation of a GenBank genome assembly. Lineage: Eukaryota; Ciliophora; Spirotrichea; Sporadotrichida; Oxytrichidae.
AUGAAUUGGAAUAACAUGAAGAAGUCAACUAAGGGUCUCAAAUAUGCAAUGAAUGAAUCAAUGAUAAACGAAUACUUAAAUAAUUACACUUUUACUACUCUAUAUAAAAAGCCUUAUCUUAGGAAAAUGACAUUAAAGGCUUUGAGAUAUUACUAUGGCAAAAAAUAUGAAACUUAUCUCAAGGAAUGUAAUUAUGAAGAAAUCAGUUGUCCGAGUAUUGUUUUAAUAGAUGAUAGAAUUAAAAAGCUAUAGUCAGAUUAGAAGCAAAAAUAUAUAGAGGACAUGAAAAAGACGAAAAUUGUAAGUAGAGGAAACAGACGGUAAUGGUCCUUAAACGACGAUUUAUAUGACUGCUAUAAGCCGUUAGAUACAUCAGAAAUUUGUAGUGAUGUUCUUAAGAGAUUAAAUAUUGAGAUGUCAAAAGGCAAAAGAAUAUUUAGUUAUGUUAAGAAGUUGUUUAUUCCUAUCUCUCAUAUUAUCGAGUUUCGAGAAUUUUGGGAAGAUGCAGAUAAAGAUGAAAAAAAAGAGUUAAGAAAAAGUGAUGAAUAUCCAAGAAACCUAGAACUAUCUUGUGAAGGAUUAUGA